Molecule: messenger RNA, 1158 nt
Organism: Babesia ovata
Lineage: Eukaryota; Apicomplexa; Aconoidasida; Piroplasmida; Babesiidae
Product: family transcriptional regulator, putative
Exons: 1
Coding region: 1-1158 (385 amino acids)
Source: RefSeq, a predicted model, not a curated record
AUGUCCCUCUUCGCCCGCGACGGCAGUGCAGCGUUUGGCGUUGGCACCAGCCCUGUCUUGAGUCCCGCUAGGUGGUCUCACAAUGGCCCGCGCCACGGAUUAGCGGACGGGUUUGAUAGGAGCGAUGGCGCAUGGCUGCGUUCCAGGAGUAGAGGUCUGGAGAAAGGAUCGCUGCGUUCAGGCACGACGCAGCCUUGGAGCAGUCGACCAGAUGUGUUCCGCAGGCCUUCCGACUCGCUCCACGGGACUACGCCGGAUAUCAGAGCGCUGAGAUCACGCAUCAUGGAUUCGCCUGGGCACCUGGGGACGAUAGACGUGCCCCCCUACCUGAGGAGCGUCGAUAACAGAAAGUUGUCGCAUACUCCAAAGCGCGCCACGUUCGCAAGGACGGCGUUGUCGCCCAGACGCAGCGGCGACCUCCUGGGUGAUGACGGAGGGUUCAGCUUCAGGUCACCUUUAUUGUCCGGUAAAAGCCGUCUCAAGAGGCGCAGUAGGACAUCGCUCUCGGACCUUAGGAUUGGAUCUUACGCUCCCUACGUGCCGGAUGCGCGUAGCGUCAACCCGCCUUACCGCCCAGAACGCCAUACGGAUGCACUCGAAACAUACCGGAUAACUCCAAACAGGGAACGCAUAAACAUACAUGCCACCGACGACAUACUUAAUCGCAUCAAACGCAGCCUCUCCGAGUGCGAAAGCAUAUCCAAACGGCUGGACAAGCAAUACGGGACGAAACGUGCACAGCAACCUAAUACGGAUUACAGCGAACGCGUGUUCCCGAGGGCGUUAGCGGACAAUUUGUUUACCAGUAGAGGCAGCGACGCCCCAAAUUACCGCAACAGAGUGCACCUCGGCAAGUCGACCUUCACGUCGUCAGUUGAUGACGCCUACAGGAAGCGCGAACUUUCAGAACCGGAAAAACCAAAGAGCGCUCUUACCCGAAUAAUUGACAAUAUCAAACGCAUACGAAACCGGGCAUUGUUCAGCGACUCCGAUGACUCUGGUGGGAAGCGCAAUUUCGUAGAGGUGGAAAAGGAGGCAAUUGAGUCCCCCAUGCUCAGUAGAAGGCAAAGAGCUCUGGAUGUAGACGCCAUACAGCGCAGGAUCAAGCAGCAAAAGCGCAAUCUCCUGUCACAGCGCCCCUCUGCACGCUUCGAGUAA